Messenger RNA from Lucilia cuprina (Australian sheep blowfly), 341 nucleotides. RefSeq lists its product as uncharacterized. Bases 98 to 307 code for a protein of 69 amino acids. The record is from RefSeq and is a predicted model, not a curated record. Lineage: Eukaryota; Metazoa; Arthropoda; Insecta; Diptera; Calliphoridae. The transcript is spliced from 3 exons.
GUCAAAUAGUUUUUUUUCAGCCAAGCCACUCUUGUUUUUGGCCAUACGAAUAGAUUUUUGUUAUUUUUGUGGAAUUUAACAAACUUAUUCCUCUAAAAUGUGGUUCGAAGUCUUACCCUCGGCUGUUAUCAUCACUGUGGCUUUGUCCAUACCCACAUAUGCCAUGUAUGGCCUGCAUAAACUCACUUUGGGCAAUGCCUAUCGCCGCAACUUGGAUGAACGUUUUGAUCGUGUUAUGUAUUUGCGCGACAGACGACUAACCGACAAUCCCUAUCUCAUGAAUGGUUUGGAACAAAUUUCCCGAUGAAAAGUAAAUUCACACAUUGUUCGUAUGCGCAAAU